GCAAUGUUUUAUUUAAUCAGCGAGAUAAACUACCAUUUGAAAAAGGCGUUGUUCGAAGUUGUAAAGUUCAUUUGCAUGUUACAACAGAUCGAGAAACACUAAUAUGAAAAUGCAGAAAACAGUUCUGGCUGCAUGCUUCGUUCUUGCAUUCUCCCAGAUGGGAGAUGCGUUGAAGUGCUAUCAAAACACAAACGCAAACCAAACCAAAACACUCUCUGAAUGUCCCCAACGUAUUACGAACACAACAUGCUUGGCAGCAAAAGGGACUGCUUCUAUAACAAUAAUGAGCAGGGUCGAGACAAUGACAAUAGAAUUCUUUAUGUGCACCCUAGGUAUAGCGUGUGAAUCAUUCUGCGAAACUCAAGAAGAUGAGAUGAAAAAGAGUAUACCCGGCAUAAAAUUUAUCAGUUGCAAGAGUUACUGCUGCAAUAGCGAUAAAUGCAAUGAAGAAUCGACGAAUGAUGGAUACUUUUUCGUUGCCAAUGCUAAACUUGUUGGAAUUGUUAUGAUGUUUAUAUGUGUUUCGUUUUUGUAAUUUUAGAGAGAUUUAUCUAGCUUAGAUCACGUUGUCAAAUUUUCUUUUUUCGGAAGUAUAAUUUUGUGUGUGA
Hydractinia symbiolongicarpus is the source of this 608-nucleotide messenger RNA. RefSeq lists its product as uncharacterized. The record is from RefSeq and is a predicted model, not a curated record. Bases 104 to 535 code for a protein of 143 amino acids. The transcript is spliced from 3 exons. NCBI's taxonomy places the organism in Eukaryota, Metazoa, Cnidaria, Hydrozoa, Anthoathecata, Hydractiniidae.